ACUGCGGUUUCCCCGUCAUGCUCCGCGCCUGCGCCGCUGCCGUCGCACGCGUGUCCGUCCCCUGUUGUGUCGUACGUACGUUGUUCAUUGAAAGAGCCUCAACAUGGCAUCCGACGGACCGCCAGGGACCGAGUCUCUCCCGGCCGAUUUGGGGACUGCUAUCGCGGCCUUGAACACAUGGAGCAACCCGGAGCUUCAGGGCAAGCUGGCGGAGCUGGGCGCGCCCACAAUGGGUCCCAGAGAGGAGCUGAUAGACAGGCUGAAAGGAUACAUGAUGCAGACUGGCAUCCUGCUCAGCAAACCCAAUGAAGACAAGCCAAUGGGCUCCCAGAUGCCAGGAAUCCCUCCCAUGCCCCCGAUGCCCAUGCCACCCAUGCCCCCUGGUAUGGGGAUGCUCCAGGCUAUGAGUAUGAUGUCUGGAGGGCCCCCGCCUCCUGGCAUACACAUGGGCAUGGAGCCGCCGCCAGGCAUGCCCCCUCCCAGCAUGUCACAGGAGGAUCAGCUGAAGAUGGCUCAGCAGAGAGCGGCACUGAUGCUGCAGCAGGAGGAGAGAGCCAAACACCAGGGCGAUUCUCGUGUCAUGGACGAGCAUAUGAAAGAGCAGGAGCUUCUGGAGCAGCAGAAAAGGGCUGCGGUGCUGCUGGAGCACGAGCGACAGCAGGAGCUGGCUAAGAUGCAGCAGGGCACGGGGCCUGUGCCGGGGUCGGUGCCGGGCCCCAGGGUGACUGAUGCCAACUCCAGGCCCCCCAUGAUGCCCUCUAUGCCUCCCAGCAACAAUGCAAGAGGCAUGGAUCCUCGCGGCCCGCUGCCUCCUGGUGUGAGUAUGAUGCCCAGCCAGAGACAGAGGGUGCCCCCGCCUCCAGGAGAGGACAACAGAGAGGCCUGGCAGGGAGAGGAGGCGAGCGUCACCGGGCCCAAGAUCCCUCAGGCUCUGGAGAAGAUCCUGCAGCUGAAGGAGAUCAGACAGGAGCAGCUCACCGACCCCACAGAAGAGGAGGAGGACGAUGAAGACGAGGGAGCAGAGAUGGACAUGACCGGCUCCUCUGCUCCUGUCAUGUCUGAGACAGAUGAGGAGGACGGUCAGACGUCAAAGAAAGAUAAAAACCGCAAGCGCAGGAACCGCAAGAAGAAGAACAAGAAGAAGCGUGCUCAGGAGAAGCGGGAGCAGGCAGAGCAGCAGCAGCAGCCGAAGGACGUCAACGAGAAAGAGAAAGAGAAGGAGAAGGAGAAGGAGCCGGAGGUGGAGAUCGAGUAUGUCACAGAGGAGCCGGAGAUCUAUGACCCCAACUUCAUCUUCUUCAAGAGGAUCUUUGAGGCGUUCAAGCUGACUGACGAUGUGAAGAAAGAGAAAGAGAAGGAGCCCGAGAAAGCAGAGAAGCCAGAAACGGCCAUUCUGAGGAAGAAGGGAUUUGAGGAGGAGAAGAAAGACAGCGAUGAUAGCGAUGAGGAAAUCAGAGAAGAUGCACCCAAACUGUCCAAGAAGAAGCUGAGGAGGAUGAACAGGCUGACUGUGGCUGAACUCAAACAGCUGGUAGCUCGCCCAGACGUGGUGGAGAUGCAUGACGUGACGGCCCAGGAGCCGAAGCUGCUGGUGCACCUCAAAGCCACCAGAAACACGGUUCCGGUGCCGCGCCAUUGGUGCUUCAAGAGGAAGUACCUGCAGGGCAAGAGGGGCAUAGAGAAGCCACCUUUCGAGCUGCCGGAGUUCAUCAAGAGGACCGGCAUCCAGGAGAUGAGGGAGGCCCUGCAGGAGAAGGAAGAUGCCAAAACCAUGAAGACCAAAAUGAGGGAGAAGGUUCGUCCCAAGAUGGGCAAAAUUGACAUUGACUACCAGAAGCUUCACGACGCCUUCUUCAAAUGGCAGAUGAAGCCAAAGCUCACCAUCCACGGAGAUCUUUACUACGAGGGUAAAGAGUUUGAGACUCGUCUGAAGGAGAAGAAGCCAGGUGAUCUCUCUGAUGAGCUGCGCAUCGCUCUGGGAAUGCCUGUUGGACCUAACUCCCACAAGGUUCCUCCUCCUUGGCUGAUAGCCAUGCAGAGGUACGGCCCUCCUCCCUCCUAUCCCAACCUCAAGAUCCCAGGACUCAACUCCCCCAUCCCAGAGAGCUGUACCUUUGGUUACCACGCCGGAGGCUGGGGGAAGCCGCCAGUAGAUGAGAUGGGCAAGCCUCUGUACGGAGACGUGUUCGGGACCAAUGCCGGAGAUUUCCAGGCCAAAGCAGAGGAAGAGGAGGUGGAUCACACACCGUGGGGAGAGCUGGAGCCAUCAGAUGAGGAGUCGUCAGAGGAAGAGGAGGAGGAGGAGAGCGAUGAGGAGAAACCAGACGAAACCGGAUUCUUCACACCAGCCGACAGUGGGCUGAUCACCCCAGGAGGCUUCUCUUCUGUCCCGGCCGGCAUGGAGACUCCAGAGCUGAUUGAGCUGAGGAAGAAGAAGAUUGAGGAGGCCAUGGACGGGAAUGAGACGCCGCAGCUGUACACCGUGCUGCCAGAGAGGAGAACGGGGGCUGUAGGAGCCGCCAUGAUGGCCUCCACACACAUCUACGACAUGUCGGGGGCCAUGGCGGGUCGCAAGGCAGGCGGUGGGCAGGAGUCGCAGGGCGUGGAGGUGGCCCUGGCCCCUGAGGAGCUGGAGCUGGACCCCAUGGCCAUGACCCAGAAGUACGAGGAGCACGUCAGGGAGCAGCAGGCCCAGGUGGAGAAGGAGGACUUCAGCGACAUGGUGGCCGAGCACGCCGCCAAACAGAAGCAAAAGAAGAGGAAGGCCCAGCCGCAGGACACACGAGGCGGUGCCAAGAAAUACAAAGAGUUCAAGUUCUAGAGCCGCAACACAGACGCGAAAAGGAAGUGACCCGAAAAGCCGAGCCGCAGCAGGAAAUCGAAGAGGAAGAGCGGCCCUCAGAUUUUAAACCCCAGAGAAUGCAGACUGCAACACCACUCAUCUGCUACACCAGUGACAGUAAACACACCGUUUGUCUUUAUUUUAGCUGUAUAAAUGAGCGAUGCUUACAUGAUGCAUCAGCUUUUGGUGUCAUGUGAAGACAGCGAUGUUUCCUCCAUUUGUUUAACCGUAUUAUUUUACAUCUUGGUUAUUUGUUUCUUCUUUGUAGCCCUGCUUUUUGGUUUGUUUGUUUUUGUUUUUUUUUUGUAAAUAAAAAUGAUUUGAAUUCACA
Myripristis murdjan (pinecone soldierfish) is the source of this 3173-nucleotide messenger RNA. RefSeq names its product splicing factor 3b, subunit 2 (gene sf3b2). The coding region runs from base 104 to 2821 and encodes 905 amino acids. The record is from RefSeq and is a predicted model, not a curated record. Gene Ontology annotation, cellular component: nucleus; U12-type spliceosomal complex. The transcript has 22 exons. Lineage: Eukaryota; Metazoa; Chordata; Actinopteri; Holocentriformes; Holocentridae.